Grammomys surdaster is the source of this 670-nucleotide messenger RNA. RefSeq names its product small integral membrane protein 17 (gene Smim17). Lineage: Eukaryota; Metazoa; Chordata; Mammalia; Rodentia; Muridae. The record is from RefSeq and is a predicted model, not a curated record. The transcript is spliced from 4 exons. Bases 167 to 496 code for a protein of 109 amino acids.
CUUCUCUGCGCAGCCGCAGUCCUUGCAGCUCCAGCUCUGCAGUGCCUGGAAGGGUCUGAUUGGGGAGGGUUUUGAAUCCUGUACCUGAGGAACCCCACAGGACACUGGAACAAGAGAAGUAAAAAAGAAAAAGCCUGCCUUGGAAGCCACGCCUCCUCCUGAGGAGAUGCAGAGCCUCAGGACUGAGCAGACACAGGGACUACUGCCUCGGGACAGCAGGGCCUGGGAGAAGCCAUGCCACUCCACCUUCCCCAAGGACUGGGAGGCUGUGGAGGUUGGGGCCUCCAGCUAUGACAGUGAUGAGAAAGAUCUGUCUUCCCAAGAGACUGGGCUGUCUCAGGACUGGAGCUCAGUGGAGGAAGAUGAUGAGUUAGAGGACUCCCAGGGCUUUGUGGAGUGGUCCAAGGCUCCACAGCAAACAACCAUCGUGUUGGUAGUGUGUGUGCUGUUCUUAUUCUUGGUUUUAACUGGGAUGCCCAUGAUGCUUCACAUUUAACUACCACAGCAGCCACUGGAUGGAAACACAAGCCCCGUGUCGUGUUAAGAAACUGUCCUGGCUAGAAACCGGGAAUGGAUACUGAGAAUGAAGAAAUGCCUUUAACACAUCCAUUGAGAUGAGUUCAUAAUUAUUUGUAACUUAUUUAUCUGAAAGCUUUGUUUUUAAUUAUGU